This is a messenger RNA of Choloepus didactylus (southern two-toed sloth), 1527 nucleotides long. RefSeq names its product GA-binding protein alpha chain-like. Gene Ontology annotation, cellular component: nucleus. The record is from RefSeq and is a predicted model, not a curated record. Gene Ontology annotation, molecular function: DNA-binding transcription factor activity, RNA polymerase II-specific; sequence-specific DNA binding. Gene Ontology annotation, biological process: cell differentiation; regulation of transcription by RNA polymerase II. Lineage: Eukaryota; Metazoa; Chordata; Mammalia; Pilosa; Megalonychidae.
GGGCCCGGGGCCUCACUCUCGAGUCGCGGGACCUGCAAGUCUUACCCAGAGAGACGCUGCACGUGGAGCCGGGGCUGCUACCGGUCUCAGCCGGCUGAGAAAUAGGGGCGAGGGCGACAGGGCCGAUUCUGGAGCAGAAUUGAUCUUUGAAAUACGUCGACCAUGACUAAAAGAGAAGCAGAAGAGCUGAUAGAAGUUGAGAUUGAUGGAACAGAGAAACAAGAAUGUACAGAAGAAAGCAUUGUAGAACAGACCUACACCCCAGCUGAAUGUGUAAGCCAAGCCAUAGAUAUCAAUGAGCCAAUAGGCAAUUUAAAGAAACUACUAGAACCAAGACUACAGUGUUCAUUGGAUGCUCAUGAAAUUUGCCUGCAAGACAUCCAGCUGGAUCCUGAACGAAGUUUGUUUGACCAAGGAGUAAAGACAGAUGGAACUGUACAACUCAGUGUACAGGUAAUUUCUUACCAAGGAAUUGAGCCGAAGUUAAACAUCCUUGAAAUUGUUAAGCCUGCAGAAACUGUUGAAGUAGUUAUUGAUCCAGAUGCCCACCAUGCUGAAGCUGAAGCGCAUCUUGCUGAGGAAGCUCAAGUGAUAACCCUUGAUGGCACAAAACACGUCACAACCAUUUCAGAUGAAACGUCAGAACAAGUGACAAGAUGGGCUGCUGCACUGGAAGGUUAUAGAAAAGAGCAAGAACGUCUUGGGAUACCCUAUGAUCCUAUACAGUGGUCCACAGACCAAGUCCUGCAUUGGGUAGUUUGGGUAAUGAAGGAAUUCAGCAUGACUGAUAUAGACCUCACCCCACUCAACAUUUCUGGAAGAGAAUUAUGUAGUCUCAACCAAGAAGAUUUUUUUCAGCGGGUCCCUCGGGGAGAAAUUCUCUGGAGUCAUCUGGAACUUCUUCGAAAAUAUGUGUUGGCAAGCCAAGAACAACAGAUGAAUGAGAUAGUUACAAUUGAUCAACCCAUACAAAUUAUCCCAGCAUCAGUGCAGUCUGCUACACCAUCUACCAUUAAAGUUCUGAACAGUAGUGCAAAAGCAGCUAAAGUACAAAGAGCUCCAAGGAUUUCAGGAGAAGAUAGAAGUUCACCUGGGAACAGGACAGGAAACAAUGGCCAAAUCCAACUAUGGCAGUUUUUGCUAGAACUUCUCACUGACAAGGAUGCUCAAGACUGCAUUUCUUGGGUUGGUGAUGAAGGCGAGUUUAAACUAAAUCAGCCUGAACUGGUUGCACAGAAAUGGGGACAACGUAAAAAUAAACCUACAAUGAACUACGAGAAACUCAGUCGUGCAUUAAGGUAUUAUUAUGAUGGGGACAUGAUUUGUAAAGUUCAAGGCAAGAGAUUUGUGUACAAGUUUGUCUGUGACUUGAAGACUCUUAUUGGAUAUAGUGCAGCAGAGUUGAACCGUUUGGUUACAGAAUGUGAACAGAAGAAACUUGCAAAGAUGCAGCUCCAUGGAAUUGCCCAGCCAGUCACAGCAGUUGCCCUGGCUACUGCUUCUCUGCAAACAGAGAAGGAUAAUUGA